This is a messenger RNA of Eleginops maclovinus (Patagonian blennie), 3907 nucleotides long. RefSeq names its product DnaJ (Hsp40) homolog, subfamily C, member 5aa (gene dnajc5aa). Bases 170 to 772 code for a protein of 200 amino acids. Gene Ontology annotation, cellular component: presynapse; membrane; intracellular membrane-bounded organelle. Gene Ontology annotation, biological process: regulation of synaptic vesicle cycle. NCBI's taxonomy places the organism in Eukaryota, Metazoa, Chordata, Actinopteri, Perciformes, Eleginopidae. The transcript has 5 exons. The record is from RefSeq and is a predicted model, not a curated record.
GGGGGUGGAGCCUGCGUAUUGCUGCAGCUGUCUGUGAUUGUGUAGUUGUGUGGUUGUGUAGUGUGUGGAGCCUCAGAGAUGCAGCCAUAGUCUCCGCUCCAGUCUGACAAAACCGAACCCAGAGGACCGUCAGUGUUGCAGCUUCAGAGCAUCGGAAAGAGACGUGAUCAUGGCAGAGCACCAGAGGCAGCGCUCGCUCUCCACCGCCGGGGAGUCCCUGUACCUCGUGCUGGGGGUGGAGAAGGUGGCUACACCCGACGACAUCAAGAGGUCCUACAGGAAACUGGCGUUGAAGUUCCACCCCGACAAGAAUCCGGAGAACCCCGAGGCGGCGGAUAAAUUCAAGGAGAUAAACAACGCUCACGCCAUCCUGAACGAUCCGACCAAGAGGAACAUCUACGACAAAUACGGCUCUCUGGGGCUCUACGUGGCCGAGCAGUUCGGGGAGGAGAACGUCAACACCUACUUCGUCCUCUCGAGUUGGUGGGCCAAGGCGCUGUUCGUGUUCUGCGGUCUGGCCACCGGCUGCUACUUCUGCUGCUGCCUGUGCUGCUGCUGUAACUGCUGCUGUGGGAAGUGUAAACCCCGGCCUCGGGAGGGCCAGGAACAGGAGUUCUACGUCUCCCCCGAAGAUCUGGAGGCCCAGCUGCAGUCUGACGAGAGAGUAGAGGCUGGGGGCGACCCCAUAAUGCUGCAGCCGUCAGCCACAGAGACCACCCAGCUCACGGCGGACGGGCAUCACUCCUACCACACCGACACCGGCUUCAACUAACCCCCGCCCCCCCCCACACACGACUCACCCACCCACCCCGCGGUCCUGCCUGCUCCACCUCAGCCAGAAGAGGGCGGCCAUGUUGUUUCCACGUCCGACAGAGCGGCGCUGAGGGACUCGUAAGCAUGGCCCGUUAACAAGGAACUAAUGAAGUCACCCCCCCUCAAAGAGUUUUGUUUCUCGGCCUUUUUACCGCACAGCCCCCCCCCCCCCCCCCCUCUUUAUCCCACAUCAUGGUGUAGCAUGCACUGUUUCCAAAAUGGUCUCCAGAUGUUUAAUAUUUUGCAAACAGUUUUACUUUGCAGAGCAGCGCAGCUACGUCACUUCCUGGCAAAAUCACAGCCCCGCCCACUUUACGGUGAAAACAACGACUCAGUGGCAGGCGGGAAAAAGCUGCUGUGUUGUGUACUGCACCACAAACAACAACAACUUAGAAAAAAGGACAAUAAAAGAUAGGAUGCGUGGCUUCAGGCCUCAGUUACUACUGCACGUCUGUGGGAAACACUUCCUCACAGCUAAUGAUGCUCAUGAUGCUUAGGAGGCUAAUGAGGCUCACAUCAAGCAUCAACAGUAAUGUUAAACGUCAGACGAAACCCUGACAAGACAAAGAAACCCCAGUUCCAGUGUUAGCUUACUGCCCGCUACUCCUCCACUCUUCGACUGAAAUCAAUCGAUUUAAAUUAAACUAUAAAUCGACGCUGAUCAUGGAUCUCCAACGACAUUCUGUCCCCAUCCUAAAUGGGCUCCAUGUCGUUUAAUAAAUGCACAGUAAUGUGAUUAAUGACAAACCUCAAAAUCUGUAUUUCCCGCCGGUCAAAUGACAGCAUGUGUUUUCACCCAAAAGGGGCGGGGCUUGAUGUUAAAGGGAACCACCUGAUUGGUUGCUCUCAUCUUUAGACAUAGUGUUUGUGCAAUAUGUUCACACAGAGGCAGGGGAGGUGUUUCUGGAGAGGAUAGGAGGCUCAGGGAGGUUUUCAGAGAGAGUGUGAUCAGUGCCAUCAUUUAUCCGUGCAGUUUUUCCACUUAAAUCAGAGCCUGUUUGAGUCUGUUUGUUUGUCUGUGAGCGUGCUCCCCCCAGAGAGUUUCUAAUGUGAAUCAUGAGGUGGAUAAUGCACAGAGCUUUUUCUCUGCAGACACCCACAAAUGUCUGCUGACAAAACGAUUCUACGUUGGUAAUUAUAAUGAGUGCUGGCUCUACAUUCCCACAAACUCAGCUUUAUUUCAGAUCCUCUUUCCAGGGUUUGCUGCAGCGCUGCACGGGACGAACGCUCAUUUCUUUAUUUGCAUUAAACAUCUGUUUGUGGCAGGCUGAAGUCCUGCAAGAAUUACAUUUUUUGUCACUUUUCCAUCAAAUCAGCAGCUAGAUUUAAUAAUAAUGUUGUCACUGGAUUCAUAAAUGAGGAUCUCAUACAAACAACUGAUUAUUUAGAUUUUAAUUAGUGGAGAAAAGUUAUUUUUAUUAGUCUGAAGCAUAGGUUAAUGGACUAGAAUUAUGACUUAUUUUGACUUUUUUAAUUUGCAAGCAGUCACCACUAAUUAAGACUGAUAGAAAUGAAUUGCAUGUCAUUUUCUUUUGUUUACUUGUUGAUCUGUCGAGCGGUAGAAGAGGUUAACAUGUUUUGAACUCUGAGCCGUCUUGAAUAUGUUGAGUAGUUAAUGUGAUGUGGAAAAAAAAAACAUGUUACACCUUUUUAGAGCGGGGAAACAAAGCUGAUCAGUAGGGCUGUACCGAUGAACUAGCUCAGCAUUUACAAAACCACAAUGCAACGCUGCACAAUUCAUCAUUUUUGCAUGUCUGUUAGUUGUGUUUAAAGCCGGUAUUUGUGUCAGACGGAGAUUAAACUACACGUAUAUUAUAGUAUUAUAAUAAAAGUAGAAGUCUAGUGGUUGCAUAGGAUCGUUUGACACUGGUUAUCUACAUUUCCAAUAACUCUAGAGUCCUAAAAUCAACAUUUAUAUAAAAAUAAAGAUGUAAUGGUUUCCAAAAUAUUUCUAUCUUAUAAAAGGUCUGCUUUAAUCCAUAUUUUCUGGGUGUUUUGUCUCAAAAACAAGCUUUCAUUGCAUUAAAAAACAGCGUUCUGCAUUCAGAGAGGCAGGCAUGAACAGACAAGAUAUUUAUAUAAAACGAACAGUUGAAUUAAUAUCAAAUACUGAUCUUUUCUGGGCGUCAUUUAAUAUCAGAAUCUGAUUUUGGUUUAUUGCCAAGCAGAUGUCACAUACGAGGUAUUUGCUUCGUUGUUAAAUGCAUAAACACAGUAGGAAAAAUGUAAAGCUCGAUUAGAAAACAGAAGCUUCAAAAAGUAAUUUGGUAGAGCCCUACUGACCACCAAACACCCACAUGGGGAUAUAUUUUUAUGUCGUGCAUAAAUCAGAUUUUCCAUCAUGUUUUUCGUCCUCGUGUUUUGAACUGAAGUCCGAUGCUGUGAUCGUUUUAUCAUUGUUGACUAUUUUUUGUAGAGUAAGAAGAAGCUCGUCAGCAUAUCAUCAUCAGUGCUUACAGGCAGCUCCGAGUUUAAAAAAAGAAGAAGAGAUUUUUCAUACCAUAUAUGGCCACACACACACGUUGCCAUAGAUUGCCAUGAACAUCUUGUCCGUUUUCAUAAAUGCUAAUAAUGUGUUUCAAUGGUUUACAAUUGGUGCGCUCCCGUCGCCACCCUCUGCUCUUAACGGUAUGGAUGUGGACCUCUGUGCCCCCGUGCGAUGUUUCCUGUAACCCUCGAUGAAACAUAGAUGUUCCCGUCAUGGCUUUUUCAUUGAGAUUCUGAAAGAUGCUACUGUAAAUGUUCUCAGUUGAAUGCACUGUGUGUUUAAAAAAAUCAGGAAAUGACUCCAUAAAAAGACAACAUACUAUAUAAAGUGUAACUAUAGUGAAAUGGUUAUAUGAUGCAUCUUUUGGAGGUUUAUUUAUUUCAUACAUGAUGAUGGAUAUGAUUUUAUUAACUGGUAUGAUGUUGUAAUGUGACCAUUGAAUUUUAGCAAGGUUGAUGGUUAAGGUCGCUUGUACAUACACUCGGUCCAUAUAAAGUAUAAACCUUACCGUUUCUGUUGUAGCAUGGUAAAUGUGUGUCUGGAAGAAAACACGUGGAUCAUUGAUCUGAUUUGCUGUUGUUGAAUAAAUGUUCCUGAACAUUUGGA